This is a messenger RNA of Neodiprion fabricii, 1293 nucleotides long. It is a transcript of the gene Spf45, whose product is annotated as splicing factor 45. The record is from RefSeq and is a predicted model, not a curated record. Gene Ontology annotation, molecular function: RNA binding. The transcript is spliced from 4 exons. Gene Ontology annotation, biological process: alternative mRNA splicing, via spliceosome; mRNA cis splicing, via spliceosome. Gene Ontology annotation, cellular component: precatalytic spliceosome. Bases 66 to 1226 code for a protein of 386 amino acids. NCBI's taxonomy places the organism in Eukaryota, Metazoa, Arthropoda, Insecta, Hymenoptera, Diprionidae.
AAGAACUGAAUGAUUGGAGGUUAUAUUUGACAUGUCAACAACAUCCACUUUGAAAUAGUACAAAAAUGUCAUUGUACGAUGAUUUUGAUAAGCAUCGAACAACAGAAAAAGUCGCAGGGUGGUCAUCGGGUAUUAAACUAUUACAGUCCCAGCUGCAAUUAAAAAAAGCGGCAACUACACAGCCAAAAAGAGAACAGUUCAGAAAAGCUGCGGCAGUUUUGGCACCUGUGAUUGACUUGAAAUCAAAGGUUAACCGCGAUGGCGAGAAAGACGAAGAUUCACAAACAGGAAAUUCUCUUACCCUUAGCGGUACAAAUAAUGUCGGAGUCGGAGGCGAGUUUGACUGGAACGUAGUAAAUGAAUAUGACCCGAUGUGGCCAAAUGAGUACGAAAAAGUCGUCAAGGAAUUACGCGAUAUUCGGGACAGAGAACACGACCAGGAAAAUGAAUUACGCAAACGCAGACGCGACACUACCAGAUUUGAAGAUCCGCAGACUUCCCCUGGCAGCAACACAAUGGUCGCACCAGAAAGGGAUGAGGAAAGAACACCAACUUCGAGAGGAGUGGGCGGUGGCGCAGCUAUAGCACCUCCCCCAUCCCUUCAAGAGGCACCAGAUCUAGCACCUCCUCCACCUCCAGCACGACCUCAGGCAUCGAAUCUUGGCUACGGUGCUUCCUCCGUAGCUGCAAAGAUCAUGGCAAAAUAUGGCUUCAAAGAAGGCCAGGGUCUUGGUAAAAAGGAACAGGGAAUGUCUGUUGCUUUACAAGUAGAAAAAACCAGCAAACGUGGUGGUAGGAUAGUUGGCGAAAGAGAACAAUUGAUGCCUCCUCCACCACCCAUGGUACCUUCGCCACCACUACCUGUCGCCCCUGUUCCACAACCUGUGGUUCCUCAGGAGGAGCCAAGCAUUACAGAGAUUAUGAAAUCACCAAGCAAGGUGGUGCUCUUACGAAAUAUGGUUGGACCAGGUGAGGUGGAUGAAGAUCUUGAGCCAGAAGUCAAGGACGAGUGUAACACAAAGUAUGGGGAUGUAUCGCGUGUUAUGAUUCACGAGGUGAUGGACGUCCCGGCUGAAGAGGCAGUGCGUAUAUUUGUAGAGUUUAAGAGGAUAGAAAGUGCGAUCAAAGCUGUAGUAGACUUAAACGGUCGCUUCUUUGGCGGAAGACAAGUUAGAGCUGGAUUUUAUUCCUGUGAAAAAUUGGACACCUUGCAACUGAUGGACUAAACUUGAAGUACAUGAAUUUUUUUUAAAUGUGCGCCGUUUGUGAAUAAUAAAAUACUGUCAAUUAAAA